GAUGGUUGCUAGCCUGCUAUUCUGCUUUAUUGGCUCUGCCCCUUAAGACGGCUGACUUGGUGGAGGAGACAGUCUGGUGUAUGAAUGUGAGGUAUUUUUUUUUUCGAGCACGGGUCGACCGAGGAAAGGGACAGUGACCGGGACAGGCAACUGGACCAUGCACUGGUUGCUGCGGAACACGGGAACGCUGCACCGAUUUCUGCCUAAAAAGGAAGGUCAAUCAUGUUUAAAAAAGUACCCGCUCCAAUUGCCGAGAUGCGCCGUUGCACCGCCAACCUCGCACAUGGAUCCCUUAUAACAUAGCGUCUUUCGCCACUUUUCUCUCUCUCACUCACCUUCACGACACCUCUUGCAACCACUCCGCAGCCGGUUCCUGCGUUUAUUCGUCCACAUUCAAGCAUUUUAUCUUCGUCGUAAUGUAUUCCCGACUUGCUAUCGCCUCUUCUGCCCUUGUCUUGGCCUCCGGAGUUGCAGCUAUCAGCCUCUCCUCGCAGUGCCAGAGCACCCUUUUAACUGUGGCUUCCUCGCCUGAUUCAACUUGCUUGAACGUAGCCGGGCUCGCUGGCUUGCUCACGACUCCCCAAAACCAAUCGCUGGUCCAGCCAAUCAACACUUGGCUCGCGGGCGCUUGCGGUGAGGACCCAUGCACGAACCAGUCUUUGGCGGCUAUUGUGCAGAACAUCACCUCGGGAUGUGGCAGCGACUUGUCCUCCAUCGGCUUUGAUAACUCGUCCACCGGUGACGUCGUGUCCGUCGUCCAGCAGGGAUACCCGACGGUCCGCAAGAUCGCUUGCUUGAAGCAGAGCUCGAACAAUUCGCUUUGUGUGACGUCACUCCUUACUCAGAUCGAGCAAGCUGAGGGUCAGCCGUUGAGCAUCGAAAACAUUAUGAACGAUCUGCCGGCGAUGGUCAUGGGCCAGGCCAAGAACGUUCCAUCUUCUAUCGCUUGCUCGGAUUGUGUGAAGCAAGCGUAUACUGUACUUAAACAGGACGAGCCAGCAAUCGCCUCUAACACUGAUGUCUCGAACGCUCUGUCUUCGCAGUGCGGUGCAAGCUUCAUCGAUGGUUCCGCUGCAAGCAAUAUUGUCGAGGGUACUGGCACAGCUGCCCCCAGCGGUGCUGCAAACGGUGCUAUUAGUUUCAGCUCCCGUGGAGUAUUAACGGGUCUUGCUGCGUCUGCAUUGGCUGCUGUUUCUUCCGCAUUCUUCGUUCUCGCAUGAGAUGCUUUACGACGCCUCGUUUAAGGCCCUGACAAUGGAUUUUUGCUCACCGGACAUCUACCUUACAUGUCUUACGGACUUUUAACCCAUUAAUUAUUGUAUAUACGUCUUGUUAAAAUCAAUUCUUAUAUGCGUCA
Messenger RNA from Fomitiporia mediterranea MF3/22, 1357 nucleotides. RefSeq lists its product as uncharacterized. The transcript has 3 exons. NCBI's taxonomy places the organism in Eukaryota, Fungi, Basidiomycota, Agaricomycetes, Hymenochaetales, Hymenochaetaceae. Bases 417 to 1220 code for a protein of 267 amino acids. The record is from RefSeq and is a predicted model, not a curated record.